Molecule: messenger RNA, 1494 nt
Organism: Triticum aestivum (bread wheat)
Lineage: Eukaryota; Viridiplantae; Streptophyta; Magnoliopsida; Poales; Poaceae
Exons: 4
Coding region: 1-1263 (420 amino acids)
Source: RefSeq, a predicted model, not a curated record
AUGUUCGCGGACGUGCCCGACGCCCACAAGGAGCACCCCCUGGUGCUCCGCCGCGUCGCCGGCGCCGACUUUGUCUGCAGUGGCUGCGCCUGCAACGGAGCAGGUUUCCGCUACCGCUGCGACGCCUGCGACUUCGACCUGCACGAGUUCUGCGCGACGUGCCCGCCGACCGCGCUCCUUCCUUUCCACGGGCAGCACCCGCUGACGUUCGAGCCGGCCGUGGCCUACGACGAUGGUCGCGUCUGCGACCUGUGCGAGACGCGGAUCUACGGCAUGCACUACAGGUGCCGCCCGACCGCCUUCGACGUGCACCCUGUCUGCUCCCAGCUGCCAGCCGCGGCCGUCUCGCCGUUGCACCCGGAGCAUCUCGUCGUCCUCACCGUGGCCCGUCCAACGAAGUGCACGCGCUGUAGCACCGACUGCCUCUGGCGCUACCGGUGCAGUCCCUGCGGGGUCGACCUGCACCCCAGUGCAGUGGUUAUUUCGCAAAAAACACCUCGUAAUCUUAAAACAAUAGCAAACAGGUACUCCUUCUGCUUCCUCCGUCCGGCGCCCGCGCGUCGCCACGGGCCGGCGCCGUGGGAUUCCGCCGACGUGCUGGAGAUUCGGCGCUCGCAGCCCACCCGCAACCACCCACCGCCGCCCAACCGCCACCAGCUGCUCGCCGAUUCCGCCGCCCACCGCCGCGACCACCAGGCGAGCUGGUCCUCGAUCCGCAAGGACCUGCGGCGCCAAGCUGCGCGAUUCCGCCACCUAGCUGAGCUGCCGCCCAUCUGCACGACCAGCCACCACGGCGCGGCGCCCACUUGCACCUGCACCGCCGCCAACCUCCACGAUCUCGCCGCGAUCCUUCCCCGCGCCCCGUCUCUGCUGCUGGGAGACUCCAAUCGCCGGCCCAGUCUCUCCUUUUCCGCCGGAUCCUUCCUCACCGGCUCUGCUGCUGGGGUAGUCCUUCCCUGCCGCUCCUUCCUCGCCGCCGACGCCUACUACUGCUGCUGCCCCCGCCGACGACGCCUACUGCUUCUGCUGCUUCGACCACCUGCAGUUGGUAGUCCUGCAAAAUUGGAGCUCCAGACGAUGUCGGCCUUGAGGUGCUGGACGACGGUGCCGUGGCUGAACAGGAGUGGACGGCGUCGUUUACCUGCUGGCGACGGCGACACGGGGUGUACAGCAGCGUCGACCUGCUGGCGAAGGAGCUGCGGCGUGGCGGGGCUACCGACCGAAGAUGGCGUGGGAGGGGCAGGGUUGGGCUGCGGCGGGUAGGUAUGAGGUCGACGGAGGCUCGCCGGCGAGGAGGUGGUCCACGACGCGCAGGGGAACCAGGCGGCGGCAAAAAUCGAACCUUGCUGCUUGGGGGGUGUGCGUGUGUGUGUGGAGCCGGCGAGGAAGGAGACGGAGUGGACUGCGGGUUUGGUCGGGGAAAUUUAAAGGACUAAAUUGCAAAAAAGCCUUUGCGACAAGAAUUACGGGACGGAGGGAGUACUUUUUUUUUAA